UGAUUUUGCAUUUCCAGGACUGUUUUGAUUACCAAUAGUCCUCCUCCCAGUCAGCUCAGGCACACAGCUGUGGAUGGCUGUACACAGGACAGCCAUCCACAGCAGUGUGAUUACAGUGAACCACACACAUCCUGCCCCCUAGUAAAACACUCCCAGCACACAGUUAACCCUCUGAUUGCCCCCAUGUUAACCCCUUCCUGCCCAGUGCCAUUAGUACAGUGUCAGUGCUUUUUUUUAGCACUGAUCACUGUAUUGGUGCCACUGGGGAUGUCAGUGACACCAAGUCAGUUCCCCCAGUUUCAGAAUGUCCACCGCAGUCCCGCUAUA
Molecule: messenger RNA, 327 nt
Organism: Staurois parvus
Lineage: Eukaryota; Metazoa; Chordata; Amphibia; Anura; Ranidae
Source: the annotation of a GenBank genome assembly